AUGACCAAGUCUUCAAGCGAAGUUGGCGACGAAAAAUUCAAGCCCCACCAACAGAAAAUCUUGAAAUGGGCAGAUAAUGGGCAGUUGAUGAAGCAAUGUUCAAUGGUUUUGCUCUCACUUCCACAACACGGACAAAACAAAGAACCCGAGAAAAGGAAUACCGUGCCUCUCCAUGUUCUUAACCAUUCUAAGAAACUUACUCCGUACUCCCGACAUUAUGAAAGUUAUUUGACAAAUGGAUAUGUCGACAAGUUGAUAGAUUGGGUUCCAGGAAUGGAACAAAUCCGUUUACGGGAUCUUCCUGAACGGAUCUUAGCCACAAAACCCGAUGAUCCAUCGUUACAUUAUCUAGUCGAAGCAGCUCGGGUAGUCGAUAAAGUUUCGCACAUCAUCGUUCAUACUUUCGACGAAUUAGAAGAUAACCUCGUCAAAGAGCUUAAAUCCAUCUUUCCUCGGAUCUACACGGUCGGGCCUCAGCAGCUACUUCUGGACCAGAUAACAGGAAAAGAAACCAAGAUCUCAAAUUUCAACGGCUACAGUUUAUGGAAGGAAGAACCCGAGUGYGUCAAGUGGCUCGAGUCGAAGGAACCCAACUCGGUGGUUUACGUCAACUUUGGAAGUCUAGCCAUGAUGUGUUUACAAGAUCUUCUUGARCUCGGUUGGGGACUUGUGAACAGCAACCAUGAGUUUCUUUGGAUCAUCAGGACCGAUAUGRUUGAUGGUGGUUCAGCCGUUUUGCCAACAGAAUUCGUGGAGGCGAUCAAAGGGAAAGGUUUGAUUGCAAGUUGGUGUUUGCAAGAAGAGGUUCUGAACCACCCUGCGGUUGGCGGGUUCUUGACUCACGGUGGGUGGGGUUCGGUUAUCGAGAGCUUGUCGGCUGGGGUACCGAUGUUGUGUCGGCCGGUUUCCCACGACCAGCGGACUAAUUGCCGGCAACUGGUGAAGGGAUGGGAGGUUGGAAUGGAGAUUGAAGGUGAUGUGAAGAGAGAUGAAAUCGAGAAGCUUGUAAGGAUGUUAAUGGAGGGCAAGAAGAUGAGGAAGAAGUCGAUGGAGUGGAAGAAAAAGGCGGAAAUCGCGGCGGGUUUCAACGGGUCGUCGUCUUUGAAUAUCGAAAAUCUUGCUCGUGAAAUCACCCGGUUGUCGUAAAGCUAGAUUCCGGAUUCUAUCGAUGGAUGUGCGUUUUCGAAGUGAUUAUUGUUACUUGAAGAUUUGAAGUUAAAACUAGAUGAUCGUUUGA
Molecule: messenger RNA, 1237 nt
Organism: Cynara cardunculus var. scolymus (artichoke)
Lineage: Eukaryota; Viridiplantae; Streptophyta; Magnoliopsida; Asterales; Asteraceae
Product: UDP-glycosyltransferase 85C1-like
Exons: 2
Coding region: 1-1146 (381 amino acids)
Molecular function (GO): UDP-glycosyltransferase activity
Source: RefSeq, a predicted model, not a curated record